CAGAUUCAGGUUUUGCCCAGUUGGUUUUGUGGCUUGGGGCUGAGGGUUGAACCCGUUGUGCUGCCCCUUGUUUUGCAGAACACAUAACAGUCCUGAAAAGCUUGAGGGACAUUAAUCUUUAAGCUCAAAUUUUUCUUUGCUCACGUUUGAAGCUGGCAAGUGCUUGUGUAGUUGGGCCCUGCUGACAGCAAUGCAGAUGGACAAGAUAUAUCCACGUCUGAAUGACACAUAUCGUGAAAUCAGGCUGCCCCUCGUCCAGCCCUCUUCGAGGCCAGACACGACCAUCGUGUGCUCUUUGGAAAGCAUUUCUCUAGCUGACCAUGCUGAAUACAUCGCGCUAUCAUACGUUUGGGGUGACCCGAACAUCACGGAGAUUCGCGUCAACAGCGUUCCACUGGCGGGAACAACCAACUUGGCUGCGGAUCUUCGACAACUUCGAACCUACAGGUCAAGAGAAAGAGUCAACACCAAUAAGGACCUCCCGUCGUUGUUUUCUGUAGAUGCAACGUAUGACGGACAUUUACCGAAGCGCUGUUAAAAUUGUAUCGUGGCUUGGGCCGGGAGCAGAUGGCAGCGCCGAAGCAUUAUGUACUCUGAGAGCAAUUUCUCGG
This is a messenger RNA of Hyaloscypha bicolor E, 611 nucleotides long. RefSeq lists its product as uncharacterized. The transcript has a single exon. Bases 191 to 538 code for a protein of 115 amino acids. The record is from RefSeq and is a predicted model, not a curated record. Lineage: Eukaryota; Fungi; Ascomycota; Leotiomycetes; Helotiales; Hyaloscyphaceae.